AUGUUGAGCAACACCAAUAUCCCCUCUCCUUCUUCCGACAACGGCGGCCCCAGCAAACGAAAACGCCGGCCGGCCGGAACUCCAGAUCCGGAUGCUGAGGUGGUGUCGCUGUCGCCGAAAACCCUACUGGAAUCGGACCGGUACGUGUGCGAGAUCUGCGGCCAGGGAUUCCAGCGGGACCAGAACCUUCAGAUGCACCGGCGGCGGCACAAGGUUCCGUGGAAGCUCCUGAAGCGGGAGACGGCGGUGGCCAGGAAGCGCGUGUAUGUAUGCCCGGAGCCGAGCUGCCUCCACCACGACCCGCGCCACGCGCUGGGCGACCUCGUCGGGAUAAAGAAGCACUUCCGGCGGAAGCACAGCAACCAGCGGCAGUGGGUCUGCGCAAAGUGCUCAAAGGGCUACGCCGUACAGUCGGACUACAAGGCCCACCUCAAGACCUGCGGCACCCGAGGCCACUCAUGCGAUUGCGGACGGGUUUUCUCAAGGGUGGAGAGUUUCAUCGAGCACCAAGAUGCCUGCAGCAUGGGCCGAUUCCAGUCGAACAUCCAGGCGCCACCCUCCGCCUGCCUCUCCCGGACAGCCUCCAGCCCCAGCCCCAGCCCCAGCCCGUCCAGCGACACCAACCUCAGCGUAGGCCUGUGGCCCGGCCCGAACAAGAAUCCGCCUCCCAUUUCCCAACCGCCGCCCAAUCUUGAGCUCGAGCUCCUCACCCGUCCCACUUCUUCUGCUCCCGACAUCCCUCCAGGUGGGACCCCAUUCCUGGAUCAGGCCCGACUGCAGGCCGAGAAGAGGAUGAGAGUGGCCAUGACAGAGAGGGCCCAGGCGGAGGAAGCGAGGGCUCGGGCCAAGCGGCAGCUGGAUUUGGCCGAGCAGGAAUUCUCGAACGCGAAGAGGAUAAGGCAGCAGGCUCAGGCGGAGCUCAAGAAGGCUCAGGCGCUGAGGGACCACGCGGCCGAUCGGAUGAACUCGACCAUUUGGGAAAUAACAUGCCAUUUGUGUAGGCGGAAGUUUGAAUCCGGUGUGGCUGGUCCACCGCCAGAAGCUGCGGCCUCGUCCUCGUCUUCCAUCGGGUUGAGCUACAUAUCAGCUGCGCUGAGGGAAUGGGAAGUCAGAAGAAGUGAUUGA
Striga hermonthica is the source of this 1125-nucleotide messenger RNA. The record is from the annotation of a GenBank genome assembly. NCBI's taxonomy places the organism in Eukaryota, Viridiplantae, Streptophyta, Magnoliopsida, Lamiales, Orobanchaceae.